Messenger RNA from Puntigrus tetrazona (Sumatra barb), 6069 nucleotides. Its product is annotated as metal transporter CNNM3. The transcript is spliced from 10 exons. Gene Ontology annotation, molecular function: transmembrane transporter activity. Lineage: Eukaryota; Metazoa; Chordata; Actinopteri; Cypriniformes; Cyprinidae. Bases 367 to 2628 code for a protein of 753 amino acids. Gene Ontology annotation, cellular component: plasma membrane. Gene Ontology annotation, biological process: transport; magnesium ion homeostasis. The record is from RefSeq and is a predicted model, not a curated record.
UUUAGCCACAUAAAACCGUCUGUUUUCCAAAGAGCCUUGAGAAGAUGCUAAUCUCGCACGCUGAAGGUCUUCGGUGCUCUUGUGGGCGUGGUUUGUCAUGGCAGCCUGCUCUCCGAUUGGUCAAGCGAGCACUUGCUCUUCCCUCAUUGGUCCGUUAUAGACACGACAGGGCGGUAGUGCAAAAAAAAAAGAAAGAAAGAAACUGCGUUCAUUGUGGCUCCACAGUCCAGGGGCAAGUCCGUGCCUGUUUCUCAAGAAUCUCAGAGCCAACAUGGCGGCCGAACCGAGCCAGUUUCCUUCACCGUUUUGUGUGAAAACAACUGAAAAAGUAGGAGGCUAGCGUAGCAGCAACAACAUCAGCGUCACAUGAUUCGCAAAGCCAGGCUGCCCUGUUCCAAUAUGGUGGUCAGCUUGGCGGAGCUGCGUCUCCCGUUGAUCAUAUCGUUCCUGUGCGGGUUCGGAACCUGCAGCCUUCAAGAGACGCAGGUUUACGGACUGCGCCUGGAGGACGUUACCGAGCGGGUGUUCAUGCGCGAACGGGUCAUCGUAGCUCCGCACGGGACCACUUUCAAGCUCAGAUUGUUUGGGUCCUACCUGUCCAAUGAGACCUGGCCGUGGGUCGCGUUCGCCGCGGCUGGAGGCGGCUCGCUUGACCCCUGCGGGCUGGAGGAGCGCCGCAACUCCUCUGCGUUCCAGUUACGCGGAGCGUUCGUGUCGGAUGACGAGAACAGCGGGACUGUAGAGGUCCAAACCGAAGCAGCAGCAUCCAAACCGGAGAAUAAAGAUGCAGAGCCCGUGCUCCAUCAUUUCUGCGUCUUAAAGGGCCAGGCGUGGGGCUCUGUUGGGUCGGACAAAUUGGUUAUUAGGAACCCGGAUGUGCCGUCGGAUUACAUUCCGUUAUGGGGUCUGAUUUUGGUGGUUGUGCUUCUGGUUUUGGUUUGCAGUUUGGUCAGAUGUGUGAAUCUGAGUUUGCUGUGGCUGGACCCGUUGGAGCUGUAUGUUCUGCACAGCUGCGGUUCGGAGGAUGAAAAGCGGGCGGCCAAGCGGCUCAAGCCCAUCCGGAGGAGAGGAAACGUUCUGGUUUGUUCGCUCUUGUUCAUUUGCGCUUUGGGUCACUCGGUGCUCGGCAUCUUGUUGUACCGUCUCUAUGGGUCCGUCGUGCCUGCUGUGUUCACGAGCGGCUUCCUUGUAUUCCUCCUGGCCGAGCUGGUUCCUCAUGUUGUAUGUUCGGGUUAUGGGUUCCAGAUGGCACCGGGUUUGAUAUGGCUGGCCCAGAUCUGUCUCAUCCUGACGUGUCCGCUUUCUUGUCCGCUCGGCCUCCUGCUAGACUUGAUCCUGCACCGGGACGUGAGCACAGUGGGCAUCCGCGAGAAAACCAUGGAAAUGAUUCGGACUAGUGUGAACGAUCCGUAUAAUGAGUUCGUCAAGGUGGAGUUCAGCAAAGGCGCUCUCAGGACCAAAACCGUGGAGGACAUCCUGACCCCCCUGAAAGAUUGCUUCAUGCUGCCCUCCACGGCCGUGCUGGACUUCAACACCAUGUCUGAGAUCAUGCAGAGCGGCUACACUCGCGUCCCGGUGUACGAGGAGGAGAGGUCCAAUAUCAUCGAAAUCCUGUACGUCAAAGACCUGGCGCUGGUCGACCCGGAGGACCGCACUCCCAUGACCACCAUCACCAAGUUCUACAACCAUCCUCUGCAUUUUGUUUUUAAUGACACCAAGCUGGACGCAAUGCUGGAGGAAUUCAAAAAAGGAAACUCCCACCUGGCCAUCGUUCAGAAGGUGAAUAACGAGGGCGAAGGAGAUCCGUUCUACGAGGUUCUGGGUCUGGUCACGCUGGAGGACGUCAUCGAGGAGAUCAUCAAAUCGGAGAUCCUGGACGAGUCUGACGGCUACAUGGACAUGAAGGUGAAGCGCCCGAUGGCCCCGGUGGAGAUCCCUCUGGAGCCACGCAGCGUUCACGACGAGUUCUCCAUCUUCAAACCUCCAGAAGGCGAACCGAAGAUCCGUACCUCUCCUCAGCUGCUGCUGGCCACCCACCGAUUCCUGUCCCGAGAGGUGGAACACUUCAGCCCGCAGCGAGUGUCUGAGAGAGUCCUGUUUCACCUGCUGCGGCACCCGAGCGUCAACCAAGAAGUGAAGUUUGACCCUGCGAACCGGCUCAGUCCUGAUCACUACCUGUACACGCGGAACCACCCCGUAGAUUACUUCAUCCUGCUGCUGCAGGGCCGAGUGGAGGUGGAGAUCGGGAAAGAGGGUUUGAAGUUUGAGAACGGUGCGUUCACCUACUACGGCGUUUCGGCGCUCACAGCUCCCUCCUCAGUCCAUCAGUCUCCGGUGUCCACGCAGCGUCAGUCCCCCAGAGACCCCUUCGAUCUGGGGGACGCCACCAGCCCGUCCAGCUACUGUCCCGACUACACCGUGCGAGCCCUCACAGACCUGCAGUUCAUCAAGGUGACCCGUCUGCAGUACCUCAAUGCCGUGAUGGCGUCGCGGGUGGCCCAGAGCCCCGAGCCGCCUGAAAUCAAGAUCCUGCCCAACAGUCAAACCAAACUCCUGAACGAGAAAAACACUACUCAAGACUUUCAGCUCCACUUUUCAUUCUUUGACGCAAUUGACAACUACUGUUAGCGUGCUUUGCAUGAGACAGGAUAUAAAUGUCCAGGUGCGAGCCAGGAAUCCAGCACAGACGAGGAGCUUCACAGCCAGAGACGAGCCUUUUGACCUUCCUGCGGAACCCGCCGGGAUUUUAUUAUGACAACUAAUUUGUUUUUGUCGUCUUGAAUCUUUUACUCCUGGAACGCAGCGAUGGAUCCAGAUGGAGGACUGUUGAGGAAAGCUAAAGACGUGAUGUUGGAGACGCGUCUUUCUGGUCAGGCGGGAUCUGUUCCCUCGGCUCUGCUUACUCAGCUGUUCCCUCGAUGUCACUUCCUCUGCCCUCUGUUUGGGUUCACUCAUUUCCUUAAGCUGUAUGCGUGUGCAUAUGUGCUACUAAAUUAAAUGGUGUGCCAAGAUCUUACUAUCCCUGUCGUAUCGUAUAAAGCAGUAUUGCGGCUCUGUAUAGUCGAGCCCUAAUGUGCCAAAUUGGUUCAGAGCAACAGAAAAUAGCCAUUUACUCAUCCUCAAGUCCCCUAAACUUGUCUUUUUCAAUCAGUAGUGACUACAGCCGUCCGCCUCCCUCUGUAAAUGACAACACAGCUUCACUCAAAUGUUAUCCCGCGUACAUAUUUGAGCUGGAAUAAUGCCAUCAAAUCUGAACACAAAUAAGAUUUUAGACCUUUGGGGAAGUACGCCGUGGUUUAGCAAAAAAACGCUAGCUUCCAUGCAAUCUUUCCAUUCCACGAAAGGUUCCUUAGAUUAUUAUGUUCUUCACACACUCUUAAAAAAAAAGGUUCACAAGGGGUUUUAACGGCGACGCCGCGGAAGAAUCAUUUUGGGUUCCUUUAAAGAACCUUUCAGUGAGCAGUUCUUAAAAUAGCUAUUUUUUCUUUGUAUAAAGAACCUUUCCAUUUUAAAGAACCUUUUGAAAGGUUCUUCAUGGAACCACCGUCUAUAAAGAUCUUUUAUUAUAGUGUUGUUGUUCUUGUUUUUUUUUGGUUAAAGGUCUGUUUACUGAAAGGUUAUUUUUUUGGAGCCAAAAAAGGUUCUUCUACGCUUAAAGGUUCCAUUCUUUUUUACGGAAUCAUUUCAUUUAUGCAAAAUAGAGAACUUUUGGAUCAAUGGAACGCACUGUUAAAGAGUAAAAUACAAUAUUAUAAUAUAUAAAAAGACAAAGCAUCUUAUGUUUUUUUAUUAUUAUUAUUAUUAUUAUAAAUGAACUAUACAUAUACAAAACCCUUGUACACAAACUAAAAAACACUUAAAAAUAUAGAAUUGUUAUUGUAGUUUUUAUAAUCAUAUUUUUAGUUAUUGGUCAUAAUAAUUAUAUCUAUUUCUAAUCAGUAUUUUAAUUUCACACACACACACUUACAUGCAUACAUGCACACACGCACACAUCAGACAACAAUUCUGAUGAAGCUGUAAAAAUUCUGAUGAGGAUAUAAUGAUUCAUUGGCCCUUGGCCUUCUUUUUUGUGCAUCUACAAUUUGAAUUGUAACGUAUUUUGGACGCUGUCCACAGAAUGACGUCAGAAUAAGCUGCUUUAUGUACAGCGUUACCAGGGUAACUGCUAUUUUACCUGAAGCGACACCUAGUGGUGAAGAAUGAAUUGGCAUUUUUCAUUCAGACCAACACAAGUGACCAACAAGUGGGCGGGCAAUACGCUAACGGUUCACUUUGAAGAAAAAACCGAAAAAACCCUUUUGGAACUUUUUUUUUGUGUGUGUGUGUGUGUGUGUGUGUGUGUGUGUGUGUGUGUAGAUGGAGAUUAAUCAGUACUAGGUUUAAAAAAAAAACACAAUACUGCUUUCCAAAGACAGGUUUGAUGGUGAAUUCUUAGGUGGAAUAUUCCUUUCAGGUCCCAGUACGUUAAGUGCCAAUGUGUGUUUAUCUGCAAGAAGUGGAAAGCUGGAUUUUUCACGUGAAAAUGGUCUUGCGCGUGAAGUCAUCGCUAACAGAAAUAGGUCCUUCACAGUCUCAGAAAUUCCUAUAUUGAUGCAUUAAUUAUCAUUCGCUUCGCCGAAUACGUUUCCCUCCGAGUCUUCAGACUGUUUGAUUAUCUGCAGAAAAACUCACGUGAGAGUGACAUUACAAUGACCCGAUUUUUUUGUGUGUGUGUCUUCUUUUACCGCAUGCCUACGUCCGGCUGCCUUUUUUUAAUUUUGCAUCUCAGAAUAUUUGCUUAUUAGGUGACUGAACGCCUUGCAUGACUGUAGCGGAUUCAGCUAACGGUGUAGACAAAAAAAAAAGAAAAAAAUGUCCAACCUCUGCCAUACUUGGAAUGACCUGAAACAGCAAUUUCUGAAAAAAGUCAUAUAUUUUGAAAUGUAGAAGACCUGCUUCUUAAUGGCGUGUUUCUGGCAUUCCAAGGUGUUCUCUUAUAACCGCUAUCCGUUCCAUCCGCUUGUCUUAGAGAAGAUGCUUGGUUUAAGUUUUAUGUUGAGCUUCAGGGACAUUCCAGCCCUCACGACCGUUCAGAUGUUUGGAGUUAUGUGCUUUUAAACUCGCCGAGGAUGUUUUAUUGGAUCACGGUAAAACAAAUUGUGAAACGAUAUUAGUUUUUAUUAUUAUUAUUAUUAUUUGAAUAUACUUUAAAAUGUGAUUCAUGGGUUGAAUUUUAAGCAUCGUGAUCUUUCAGAGAUCUGAAUCAUUCUAAUCACGCUGACUCGCUGCUCAUUUAUUAUCCAUGUUCAUAUUUUUGUGGAAAUAUUUUCCCGUGUUCCAGUAAGAGCGGCAUUCAUUCGAAAUGGCAAUCUUUGAUGUCUUCACUGUCGCUUUUGAUUAAUUUAACCUAAUCUUUCGGGAAUAAAGUAACCAGUUUAUUGAAAAUCACGAGCCCAAGCUUUUAAAGGGUAGUGUAUAAUUCGGGUUUUGAUGCGCAAAGAAAGGGUGCGAUGUUCUUCAAGACUUUCAAGCCUUCGUUUGUUAUGUUUUACUGAUGCAAAUAGUCAUGUAACCAAUUUUAAGCAGUUAUUUACAAAGUGUGCUUAUUUAUGUCGUUGUCAUUAUAGGCCAUCCGCUGAAAACUGACUGCACCGAUCAGUGUGUGAUCCCAGUAAAUAUUUUUCUGCUGUUCAAAAUGUUGUACUGUUUGUUCUGUUGUAAAAGUCAGUUUAUAUGGUCACAAAAUAACGAAUGUAUAAUAUAUAUAUAUAGAGAGAGAGAGAGAUAAAAAUCCUUGUCUUACAAUAUUUAUCAAAAGAAAUGCUGCAAUUUUUUUUUUUUUUUUUUUUUUUUUGCAUAGGUUAGAGAUCACUGUAAACGACUUAAGAAACAUCUGAGGUUGUAAAGUGGGAACAGUUGCUGGCAGAUGUCAACUCUUCAGGUACAAACGUAGAUAUCACCAGGGAUUCGAACACACUUUUACUUCCGCCCAGCCGGGGUUCAGAUCUCCUCUGUAUUGUACGCGAGCCGUUGAGUGCUCUCGAUAUCAACUCUUUCGUAGGAAAUAAACACAGCCCAGUGCUCAACUGA